AUGGCGCUCGGUGAAGAGCUUCAGUCUAGCAACCAGCUCCUCUAUUCCGCGAACCUACUCGGGGUCUGGGCCAACUAUAGCCCUCGCCUUACCUCGGAUCACCUCGAUCCACGAAGUCACCAGAUCCUUCAAUCGAGCUGGUUGUUCUCGCAAUGCAUGCUCAAGCAGCACCUGGCGCCUGACCCCGGUGUGCUCGGAUGGCAGGUGCACCUCAAGAGAACUUCAUCCAGGAGCCGCCCUUUCCGCCUAUAUAUCAUGCUGUUUCGUCAAUGGCUCAACAUCGUUCGCCCUUCCUCCGAAGCCAUGUCCUCACUCCGGUCCUUCGUGUUGGCCGCGGUCGUUGCUGCACCUGCUCUCGCAGUGAACACUGUCGACCUCCUCAUUGACCACGGCUAUGCUUCCAGCGGCGACAUCAACCUGCGUAGUGUGCUCGCAUCCGUGGCAACGCGUAAGGGCCAGACCUUCCACUUUGGCUCAACCUACGACACGUACAACCCGAAUGCAGCUUGGACAGCCGAUGUCUUCAGCGCGUUCUUCAACCAUAUCGUUGCGGAGAACGGGUGCAAGUGGGACGCGACAGAACCGAGCAAUGGGGUCAGCGACCUCACGGAGUGUCUCGCCGUUCAGAGCUACGCCACCCAGAACGGCGACAGCUUCCGUGGACACAACACCUUUUGGCACUCUCAGACGCCGAGCUGGCUUCCGGGGAGCUUCAGCGCCAGCGACGUCGUGAACACCAUCAUCCCGACUCAUGUGCAGCAGGAAGUUCAAGGAAUGGGCUCUGCCGUCACAUCGUGGGAUGUUGUGAACGAGAUCAUCGGAGACGGUGUCUCCAGCGGUAUGACGCCGUUACAGUGCGUCCAAAACAAAGGCGACUGGCCAACCGUAACCUCCGAUGGCUCCGGUACUCCGCUGGUCACGGACCUCUCCUUCGUCUACGCAGCCUUCAACACAGCCUUCAAGUACGCGGGUAACUCGACGCGCUUGGCGCUGAACGACUACAACACCGGUGGAAACGACGCCAAGACCGCGUGCUCCAUCGCCCUCAUCAAGGACAUCCAGACGAACACUGCUAUUCCAUUCGAUCGUCUGGCCGUAGGCUUCCAGAGCCACGUCCAAGACACGUACUUCGUGAGCAAGGCAGCGCUCCAAAGCACAUUCUCCACGCUCGCUGCACUCGGUGUCGAGGCCAUGGUUACCGAGCUCGACAUCUCGCUCUCCUCGACUACUACCGACGAGCUUCGUUUCCAGGCUGCCAUUUGGGGUGACUAUCUUGACGCUUGUUUGUUCGCGAGCAACUGCAACGAGUUCAUCAACUGGGACACCCGUGAUGACACCUCCUGGUUGGGCACAAGCAAAGCGGGUACUCUCUUCGACUCCAACGGUUCGCCGAAACCCGCAGCAUAUGAGGUCGCUGCACGUUUGGCCUACUACGCGAGCGGCGGCGCCGAGCUCUGCGCUACCGCUCUGGGUACUGGCUCGUGCACGAUCUCUACUACUGGUACAGGAUCCACGACAUCAGCGGCGGCAACUACGACGAAGACAUCGUCGGCACCAGCAGCAACGAGCACUGGAGGCUCGUCUGGAUGCACAACGCAGAUCUACGGCCAGUGCGGAGGUAUUGGAUUUAGUGGAUGCGCUACAUGUGCCUCAGGAACUACCUGCAAAGUGGCCAACGACUAUUACUCGCAGUGUUUGUAA
Peniophora sp. CBMAI 1063 is the source of this 1701-nucleotide messenger RNA. Lineage: Eukaryota; Fungi; Basidiomycota; Agaricomycetes; Russulales; Peniophoraceae. The record is from the annotation of a GenBank genome assembly.